This is a messenger RNA of Coccomyxa subellipsoidea C-169, 1692 nucleotides long. RefSeq names its product Copine-domain-containing protein. Lineage: Eukaryota; Viridiplantae; Chlorophyta; Trebouxiophyceae; Coccomyxaceae. Gene Ontology annotation, molecular function: calcium-dependent phospholipid binding. Gene Ontology annotation, biological process: cellular response to calcium ion. The record is from RefSeq and is a predicted model, not a curated record. The transcript is spliced from 13 exons. Gene Ontology annotation, cellular component: plasma membrane. The coding region runs from base 1 to 1692 and encodes 563 amino acids.
AUGUCGGUGAAGAUUGCACUAUCUUGCAAAAAGCUGGCAGUGGCUGAGACCACUGGCUAUCAGCCCCCAGACCCAUAUGCUAUCCUCUUUGCUGCGGAUAGCAGAGGGAAUUGGGAGGAAGUCUCACGCACUGAGACUCUGCAGAAUAGUAGAGAUCCAGACUUCGACGUUGCACUGGCGUGCACCUUUGUCUUUGAGAGGCCGCAGCGGCUGAAGGCAGUGGUACUGUCCAGGAGUAAGAAGAAUGGGGGCGAUUUGAGCCUGGGCGAGGCAGAGUUCACUCUGAGGGAGCUCGUGACAGCACGAGGAAACCGUCUGCAGCUCCCGCUGCAGGAUGGGGCCUUGGACGCCUCAUGCACGCUCAUAGUGCUGGAUUCCUCCGACCUGAACUCAGACUUUGUGGCGCGGCUGGAAGUACAGGAAGUGCCGCUGAGCAGCCCUGGCAGCUCCCAGGUCUUCCUGCGCGCGGUCAGGGAAGGCCGCGGCGGUGCCGAAAAGCCCGUCAUGCAGACCAAGGCGCUGGCGUCCGGGGGCCGGCUGGCGUGGGCGGUGGAGGCGGGAGUGCGCGAGCUGUGCGACGGGGAUUUUGGCGCGCCGCUGAAGCUCGAGGUGUGGGAGGCCGUCAGCGGCCGCUGCAGCCUGGUGGGCGCCGCGCGCACCGACCUGCGCUCGCUCGCCAGCGCUGACAGCGCGCACCUGCAGCUGUCCGCCCAGGGCAAGGAGGCGGGUGAGAUCGCCCUCGGGGCCGCGUCGGUGCGGCGGCGGCUGAGCUUCCUGGACUACAUGGCGGGCGGCUGCGAGAUCCAGUGCAUGGUCGCCAUCGAUUUCAGCGGCGGCAACCCGCCCACCAACGACCCCGCCUCCUGCCACUUUGCAGGCAAGCGCACCUCUCCACCCUCGCUCUGGGCUCAUGCAAACAUUGCGCCAGUCCCUGUUGAGUCAGAGGCUGCAUGUCCCGACGGACAGAGCGCCAGCGUGUACGAGCGCGCAAUGGCUGCCUUUGGGGCGAUCAUGCAAUUCUACGACCCACUGCGCUCCUUCCCCCUCUGGGGCUUCGGCGGCCAGGGCAAGCAGACCUGCUACGCGCUGAAUGGGCAGGCCUUCCAGCCGGAGGUGAAGGGCCUGCGCGGCCUGCUGCGAACCUACAGGAAGGCGCUUCACCGCGCGACGUUCACGGGGCCGGCGCUGUUUGCUCCGGUGGUGACCGCAGCAAGGGACCUGGUGGAGCAGCUCUCGCUGGUGCAGCACCGCUAUUUUUUGCUGGUCAUCCUGACGACCAGCGUGGGUGACGACCUGGAGGAGUUCAAGGCUUCGCUGAUGCAUGCUGCUGGCGAGCUUGCGCUCUCUGUUGUGGUGGUCGGCAUUGGAUCGGCGGACUUUGGCCCUCUGGAGGCGGCGGUGAUGAGCAAGGGAGGGUCGGAGGCAACGCCGUCGCGCGGAGGCGGCAAGGCCCCCAACGGCCGCGCAAUGGUCCGCACCAGCCUCGACACGCGCAACAUGACGCAGUUCACCACGCUCUCGCCGGAGUCCGCCGCCGAAUACGACGCCGUCGCGCAGCGUCUCUUGUCCCGGCUGCCGAGCCAGUUCAUGGAGUACUUCCACAAGCGGGGGAUCAUCCCCAAGACCUUCAGCAGCGAUCUGGUGCAGCAGACCAAGGCGCACAUCGCGCGGGCACGCAGCAACGAGCAGUGA